This is a messenger RNA of Symbiodinium necroappetens, 1200 nucleotides long. The record is from the annotation of a GenBank genome assembly. Lineage: Eukaryota; Dinophyceae; Suessiales; Symbiodiniaceae.
AUGCUGCUCCAUGUGAUAUAUGGCACAUUCCUGCUGCCCUUCAUGCAGACUCAUCCCAGUGCAAAGUUGCUUGAGGUAGGUUCUGGCUGCAAUCAGGAUUAUGGCCCCGGGGCACGCAAGCCUCUAUGGAAGAAGCUGUUUCCAACUGCUGCCUUCUGGGAAGCAAGUCUUAGUACCACCUGUGAAGGCGAGACAAAGCAAGUGGGGCUACAGAAGUGGUUGGAUUCCAUGGUCGGGGAUCUCCAUGUAGUUAUCCAUUCUCAGAACCAUCAUCAGCAGACACCUGCAUGGACAGUUUUUGACUCGCUGUGGCCUCGGUUGAGGCCAGGCGGCAUGUAUUUUAUAGAAGCUUUCAAUGACCGCGAGGCUGGCAUUUCCAACAGACUUGCGCAAUGGAUUGAUCAGCUGUUAAUCUGGGCACCUUCUCCAAGUGGCGCCCAUGCCCACCCAAUGCCAAGCGGCCUCGAGUCCAUCUACUGUCAGCGGCAGGCGUGCAUGAUCCGGAAGCAAGUGUGCCGCCGUGACUUAAGUGACAGCGGCAAUUUUGUCGCUCACACGGUCUAUUCCUUUGAGCAAGCAGCGCGCGAAAUGCGCCAGCAGACCGAUAAGACAACAACUCACAAGUAUCAGGUGAUGUUUGGUACUUUCCUACUUCCCUAUCUGCAAUCUUCCCCUCAAGCCAAGAUGCUCGAAAUUGGCCUUGGCUGUGGUAUGGUAUCCGGCACGGGUGCAAGUGCAAGGCUAUGGCUAAAGUUGUUUCCCAGCCUAGAUCUGUGGGAGGCAGAGUAUCAAGCAACCUGCGUGGACUAUGAACGCAAGGUGGGACGGCUCGACGGUUUCAGAACUGUGACAGGAGACCAGGGUGAUGCAGCCACUCUGCAAGAAUGGCUGAUCACCACUGGUGGCAAUUUCGACAUCAUCAUUGAUGACGGCAGUCACCACAACAAGCACGUCAAGGCCAGCUUCGAGGGUCUUUGGCCUGCCGUCCGACCUGGUGGCCUCUACUUCCUGGAGGACCUGCAGGUUGGCAGGGAAGCGGAGUAUGCAGAUGGUCCGGCGACAUCUGAAAUUAUGCAGUCCUGGGUCCAGCAGAUGGUAAAUCCUGCCAACGCCUCCGGACGAUUUCCUCUUCCUCCGGAUGUCGAGUCGGUCUACUGCCAGUGGGAGGCCUGCGUGGUCCGCAAAGCUGGUGGCUUCUGA